AUGACAGAAAGGAACCAAACUGUCACCUCAGAGUUCCUCCUCCUGGGCCUACCCAUCCAGCCAGAGAACCAACACUUGUUCUAUGUCCUGUUCCUGGCCAUGUACCUUAUCACCAUCUUGGGGAAUCUCCUCAUCAUUGUCCUCAUUCUACUGGACUCCCAUCUCCACACACCCAUGUAUUUGUUUCUCAGCAACUUGUCCUUGUCUGACCUCUGCUUUUCCUCUGUGACCAUUCCAAAACUGUUGCAUAUCAUAAAAAGCCAAGUACCCUCCAUUUCUUAUGCAGGAUGCCUGACACAAAUGUAUUUCUUCCUGUUUUUUGCUGACUUGGAGAGCUUCCUUCUUGUGGCCAUGGCCUAUGACCGCUAUGUGGCCAUCUGCUUCCCUCUGCACUACACCAACAUCAUGAGCCCCAAGCUGUGUGUGUGCCUGGUGGUGCUGUCUUGGAUGCUGACCACGUUCCAUGCCAUGUUGCACACCCUGCUUAUGACCAGAUUGUCUUUCUGUGAAGACAAUGAGAUCCCUCACUUUUUUUGUGAUAUAUCUGCUCUUCUGAAGCUCGCCUGCUCUGACACUCAGGUUAAUGAGUUGGUGAUGUUUGUUAUGGGUGGGUUCGUUGGUGUCAUUCCAUUCCUACUCAUCAUCAUGUCCUAUGCAGGAAUCGUGUCCUCCAUCCUCAAGGUCUUUUCUUCUCGGGGUUUCCACAAGGCCUUCUCCACCUGUGGAUCUCAUCUCUCUGUGGUCUCACUAUUCUAUGGAACAACCUCUGGUCUCUACUUAACUCCACCAGCUAAUAAUUCUCCUGUGAAGGAGACUACCAUGGCUCUGAUGUAUACAGUGGUGACUCCCUUGCUGAACCCCUUCAUCUACAGCCUGAGGAACAGAGACAUGCAUGGUGCCCUGAGAAGAGUUCUUUGUAAGAGUGAAAUCCCCUUCUUCCCAUGA
This is a messenger RNA of Castor canadensis (American beaver), 945 nucleotides long. RefSeq names its product olfactory receptor 1468-like. Gene Ontology annotation, cellular component: membrane. Gene Ontology annotation, biological process: G protein-coupled receptor signaling pathway. The record is from RefSeq and is a predicted model, not a curated record. Gene Ontology annotation, molecular function: G protein-coupled receptor activity; olfactory receptor activity. NCBI's taxonomy places the organism in Eukaryota, Metazoa, Chordata, Mammalia, Rodentia, Castoridae.